This is a messenger RNA of Aplosporella prunicola CBS 121167, 1836 nucleotides long. RefSeq lists its product as uncharacterized. Lineage: Eukaryota; Fungi; Ascomycota; Dothideomycetes; Botryosphaeriales; Aplosporellaceae. The record is from RefSeq and is a predicted model, not a curated record. The transcript is spliced from 5 exons. Bases 1 to 1836 code for a protein of 611 amino acids. Gene Ontology annotation, molecular function: threonine-type endopeptidase activity. Gene Ontology annotation, biological process: protein maturation.
AUGACACAACACAGUGGUCAGGUUCGCAAAGCUGGCGAUGUCUGUGCCAUCUUUGUGCAUGCUGGAGCAGGCUAUCACUCCGUUCAAAAUGAAGCCAUACACCUUCAGGCUUGUAAUGACGCUGCCAAAGCUGCCAUGGUAAUGCUACGCAACGGAGGUACGGCUGUCGACGCUACGGAGAUCGCCAUUAAAGUACUUGAGGAUCGUGAAAUAACCAAUGCUGGUUAUGGAAGCAAUCUUACCAUGGAUGGUGUAGUCGAAUGUGACGCUGUAAUGGUCGAUCAUCUAGGACGCAGCGGAGGUGUUGGAGCAGUUUCUCAAAUCAAGAACCCGAUCUCGCUUGCUCGGGUUGUCCUUGACCACACCACCAAGCCGUUGCUCCUGAAGCGCGUCCCCCCGAACCUGCUUGUAUCCCAAGGAGCAACAGACUUUGCUUUCGAACAAGGAUUGUCGGUACUUCCUCAUGAUGCUCUUGUUUCCCCGGCUGCUAGGGAACGGUGGGUAAAAUGGAGGGCGGAUCUCAAGCACGCAGAACGCAGAGCUCGACAAGCCGCAGGCAUUCCAAUGUCUCGGGUGGCAAUCCCAGCGUUGCCUGACGUAGACCCGUACCAUGAAGAGCAAGUACGCAAGCGGAUCCGACAGGAGCAUACUCAGAGCAUGAUCGCUAGCAGUGGUAUUGUGUACGACAGCCUUUCUCAAUCAAUCUGGGCUCAUUCUCUGCCUACGUCGAAGAGCAAUACGGACACUUCCCUGGAAGAUAUGAGCUCAUCCAGGACUUCGUUGUCAAUUACUGAUGAGGCAAACGUCACGGAGCCAGCAUCUCUUGCUGAGGCAGCGCAAAAUCCGCUCAUCAACAGCACUCAAACCGUUCCUACCCUCUCGUCGUUUUACAAGGAGCAAAGUCCUGUCAAGGACGAAGGUCACGAUGCCGACGCUGAGAUGAGUGAUAUUGAUGAUGAUGGCGAUCUUGUUGUCGGCGACCCCAACGAAAGCCGUCCGCAUAAAAGGGCUGCCUGGCAUGACGGAUCGAGCGAAUCGGAAUCUUCAUCAGGAACAUUACGUCUGCCCUCGUUGACUCCUAGUCCCCCGCCAAAAGAUGCUCUGGAGAAGCCUCUCCCUAUGACCCCUGAGGGAGAAUCGAAGACAUCGACAUUGUCUCGGUCAAUGACCAACCUAGAACAUGUGAUUGAGCAUGCUCCUUUGCCUCCGGACCCUCCACGUGAGAAGCGGCAGUCUCCGCCAACAAAGGAACAGCGCCAAGACAACAUCACUGAUACCGUCGGUGCAAUUGCCAUAGACUGUUAUGGUAAUAUGGCAUGUGGAGCAUCUUCUGGUGGCAUUGGCAUGAAGUAUCGUGGCCGGAUUGGACCUGCCGCUCUUGUCGGUGUAGGAGCAGCUGUCGUGCCACACAACACCGAAGACAAGCAGGAUACCUCUGUAGCCACUGUCACCAGCGGGACAGGUGAACACAUGGCUACGACAAUGGCUGCCACUGUGUUUGCCGAGCGGCUUUACUACAAUGUCAAGAAAACCAAGCAAGGCACGCUGGAGCAUGCCAACACAGAGGAUGCCGCUAUCAGGGCCACUAUCGAGCAAGACUUUAUGGGUCAUCCCAGCGUGACUAACAGCGCCUCUGCUGGCGCCAUCGGGGUUCUGACUGUCAAGAAGAUGCGCGACGGGCUGUACCUGUACUUUGCGCACAACACGGACUCCUUCGCCAUUGGAUCCAUGCACUCAGAUGAGGACAGGCCCUCCUGUACGAUGUCACGCAGCACGGGCAACGGCGCCAUUGCACAAGGCGGGCGGGCGCUACGUUACCGGCGCACACAGCGAUGA